Molecule: messenger RNA, 996 nt
Organism: Caenorhabditis briggsae
Lineage: Eukaryota; Metazoa; Nematoda; Chromadorea; Rhabditida; Rhabditidae
Exons: 7
Coding region: 1-996 (331 amino acids)
Biological process (GO): sensory perception of chemical stimulus
Cellular component (GO): membrane
Source: RefSeq, a predicted model, not a curated record
AUGUUGGGCAUGAACACCACUUCCCCGCACUGCCCAAUGGAGGCUCAGUGGUUUGUCGGAAUCUACACAGUUGUUAUUUACGCUCCAUUGGCAUUUGUCUAUGUCGUGGUGGCCAGUCUUUUCAUUAAACAUCCAAAUGCAUUUCAUCCACUUUUUGUUAUCUCAUUCUUCUUGAUCCUCCUCGCAUACACGACUUCAAACUUUAUCCUUUUCUUCCGAAACCUUCUGGAAUUUUUCUUCAUUGAUGAAUUAUUAUUCUCAAUUUUGGAAUUUAUUCUUAUCGCUGCUAAUUAUUACACCCAACCGAUUGUUAUCCUUGCACUUCUUGAACGGUUAGCAGCUACCGUAUUUGUGACAAACUACGAGAAAUCAUUACAAUGGAUUCCUUACCUAAUAGGGCAAAUCAUUUGUGUAGUCUUCGUAGUCCUGAUGAGUUUAUCUCAGCACGAAGGCAACUUGAUCAACAAUAUUCAGAUUUGUCUUUCGCUUGUCAUUUGUGUGUGUCUGGUGGCGUUAUUCUUAGUAAAUCGGAAUAAAACUGCGAAUUCGGUGGGGAAAUCUACAUUGACCACUAGGUACCAAUUGGCCGAAAAUAUCAAAGCAUUGAGAAUAUUUGUUCCAUUCAUCGUACUGGACAAUGUCAUUUCAAUUAUGUUCGUUAUCACAAGUUACACUAUUUCAAUUCGUAGGAAGUUCGAUGAGGACGAAUGUAACAAAUCUUCAACCUAUGUGCCGAUUUUUUCAAUUUUAAGAACGAUAGCGAUCCUUAUUCAAAUUUCAAUGGCUGUCAUUGUUGUCUACAUGCAUGAAUCGAUGAAAGUUUCGAGUUUGAGAGACUAUUGUUAUCGGAGAAGUAAUCGGUCAGAAGACAUUAGCGUCACAAUCAACAGACCUGAUAAGCUCAAAAUCAAAAAUGUGCUUGGUAAGAAUAUUGUGGAACGAGAAACUGGAGAGAAUUACUUUGCACAAUUGAGCAAGCAGUGGCAAAAAGUUUAA